Molecule: messenger RNA, 1536 nt
Organism: Juglans regia (Persian walnut)
Lineage: Eukaryota; Viridiplantae; Streptophyta; Magnoliopsida; Fagales; Juglandaceae
Exons: 4
Coding region: 448-1386 (312 amino acids)
Source: RefSeq, a predicted model, not a curated record
UAACCAACACAGGCCUCCUUUCCCUUCCCAUGGAGAGUUUCCUUCUUCUCGGUAACCAUACGGCUCUUUUUCCAGAGGGUGCUGAGCAAUUUUGUUUUUUUGCCCCGCGCGAAUCUCUGUCUUUUCCCGUUCGAGAUAUACGGCAGUGCAGUGGGCAAGAGAUUCCUCUGGCCUCUGCGAUUUUUCUUGGGGAAAUCUUGCUUUUCAAGAUUUUCAUUAUCAAAAACACUCGCACUCGGUUUGUCUGGUGGUGUAGUACAAAAUCGUCUAUAAAUUGAAAAUGACGAAACUAAGGUCACCUACCACUACCAGUGUCUGCAAUUUCCGCCCCUAACUCGACGCAUAAACGCCAUUUUCCUUUGUGGUAGCUUCGAAAAGAACACGCGGUCCUUCAAGCUUUACCGCCUACGCUCCUCCUGCCUAACUCACCCUCACCAGCUAAUUCACAUGGAUGAUCUGGAAAAUACACACACUGAUUGUGACCUUUGGGCGGAUGGGAUGGAGAACAUUUUCAUUGAGAUGUUGUAUGGGGACACCCUUAGUGGAGCACUAAGGGCAGGGAAUAUCACAUCUAGGGACCAUACAACGUAUGCUCAACGGCUUACAUCAGUGGGUAUAAGGGUAUAUGAUAGCAACCAAGUGAAGGGCAAACUACAAAGGUUGAAGUCGAGGCACCGCCUUUUCACCGACCUUAUGAGGCAAACAGGUAUGGCUUGGGGCCCCGACAACAAAAUGGUGAUAGCCAAUGACGAACACUGGGCAAAUGCCCAUGGGGCAAAAUCACAAUGGAAGAUGGUCUGGACCUUGGGCUGCCCAAUGUACGAGAAGCUCUACACCAUUUUUGGGGCAUCAGUUGCUACUGAUACACUCUACCCCACGUCAACACAACCACCCCUAGAUAGUGACGACGAGUGUGCACUUGAUGCGGAGAUGCGACACUGGGGCCCCGCACUGGGCAAUCGACAUGGAUUGCCCAUUGACUUUGCUGACAUGGAUUUCUCCAUGGGAUAUGAGACACCACCAUCCAUUGCGUCGUGGCGAAGCCAACGUCGACGACAGAGGGCGGGGCCUUCCAUGCAGGUGGAUGCAGACAUUUCUAACUGCCUCAAUGAGAUAACUCGUACUACUAUAGCGAGGCGGAAGUGCUAUGAGGAGAGGGCUGACGGAACUUCUAACAAGCGCAACAAAGGCACAACUAGUUCCAACCACGUUGCCCAUUGUAAUCAGCACACGCAGUCUGUGCAAUUGCUGCAAGCACUUGAUCCUCCGCUGCCCGAUGAUGUAUUCCUUCGUGCUUUCGAAAAAUUACUUGAUACCCGUGUCCAGACAGGCUUCCUGGCAUUGGAUGAUCAACACAAGAGGCUGUGGGCCAUGAAUUGUAGCUAGUUGGAGUUGGGGCUCCAAAAUUUUCCACCCGGAUGGUUUUAUUUAUGCUUAUUGCUAGUUUUUACUAACGAUUAUUGAUUAUAGAACAUUUAUCUACGCCUGUUUUAACUUUGACGUUGUUUUCAAUGCAAUGAAGUGCAGUCUUUUGUU